Uloborus diversus is the source of this 666-nucleotide messenger RNA. Its product is annotated as peptidylglycine alpha-hydroxylating monooxygenase-like. Lineage: Eukaryota; Metazoa; Arthropoda; Arachnida; Araneae; Uloboridae. Gene Ontology annotation, biological process: peptide metabolic process. Gene Ontology annotation, cellular component: membrane; extracellular region. The transcript is spliced from 8 exons. The record is from RefSeq and is a predicted model, not a curated record. Bases 1 to 666 code for a protein of 221 amino acids. Gene Ontology annotation, molecular function: oxidoreductase activity, acting on paired donors, with incorporation or reduction of molecular oxygen, reduced ascorbate as one donor, and incorporation of one atom of oxygen; copper ion binding.
AUGAAUAUUAAUAUGCCCGACAUCAGCCCCAAGACUCCUGAUGCUUACAUGUGCACUGCUAAGAAGCUAGAUCCUCAUGAAGCCUACAUUGUGAAAUAUGAGCCUGACAUCAGUGCCAAAACCGCACAUCACAUGCUUCUAUUUGGUUGCAAGGAUCUUUUAAACGAAGAUCACCUAUAUCCUACUCAUUGGAAUUGCGCCCAAGGAGAUCUAUGCAGUCGUAUGAGCAUAAUGUAUGGAUGGGCUAAAAAUGCACCUCCGAUGGAGCUUCCCAAAGAUGUUGGAUUUCUAAUUGGUGGUAAUAGUUCCAUUAGAUAUCUUGUUCUGCAAAUUCACUAUGCAAGGCCAUUGCCAGAUGGAGUGACUGACAACAGUGGUUUAAAACUCCAUUUGACAACUCAAAGGCAACGAUAUAUAACUGGUAUACGGUUACUUCUUGCCGACUCUGCAAGGAUUCCUCCUCUCAAUCCAAGAUACCAUGUGGAUGUCAAUUGCAAAUUUGAAGAGAAUUACGUUAUUCACUUGUUUGCUUAUCGGGUUCACACGCAUAAACUUGGAUCUGUUGUUUCUGGAUAUUCCUUCAACACUAAUAACAACAGUUGGACAUUUCUUGCCAAAGGAAAUCCACAGUGGCCUCAAGUAUGGUGGAAAAGUGUUUUGUUUUGA